Trichophyton verrucosum HKI 0517 is the source of this 2052-nucleotide messenger RNA. RefSeq lists its product as uncharacterized. The transcript has a single exon. The record is from RefSeq and is a predicted model, not a curated record. Bases 1 to 2052 code for a protein of 683 amino acids. NCBI's taxonomy places the organism in Eukaryota, Fungi, Ascomycota, Eurotiomycetes, Onygenales, Arthrodermataceae.
AUGGCCACCUCGUCAGUUCACUCACUUAUAUCUAACGAGAAGCUGGGUGGAAGUAUCCCGGUCGUACCUUCAUCACUGCAUAUUAUUCACCCCGUACCGCAGACCAGGUACGAAUCCGACGAAGAAGCAGAAUCAGAACUAGAUAUACCCGUUAGCCGUGAAGAUCGGUUGUUCUCACCCCCAAAUGCAGACUGCGUGAUUGUGAUAGGCAGCCGUGGGACGACAGAUCACGCUGAAAGAGGUUUCGAGUUGACCAUGCCUCUAUCCGAAGAGCAGCAGAAGAUGCAACAUCGACGACAGGGGCCAACAGAUGUUGCCAACCGUUCGUCGCUCUACACUGUCAGGCGUAUAAGUGGGUUGACACUUCUGCCACCGUUGCAGACUUCCCCUGAACAAUUGCAGCAGCAUGAACAACAGAGAAACGCCAGCAGGUCAAGAAGUCCAUCUGCAACACCACGAAACCGAACGGAGAGGCCGGCAACCAUGAUAUUCGAACAGGAGGAAUUCGAAGAUCUUGUCUACUCCGACCAUGCCUCGGAAUACGAUGCUGAUGUCUUCAAUGACAGUGACUUGGAUGAUGAUACAGACGUCGACAUCCAGGACGGAGGGCCAAUUCACGAGUCCUUCUUUGUUGCUACUCCGGUAACAUACCAUCUGCCUAAGGGUAGGCCCAGCUUGGUCUCCAUCUCCCCUCCGCCAUCACGGUCAGGUCGCUCAUCUCAGACCCAGACCCAACGGCAGAUGGAAGAGCAGAGUCCCCGAGCACAGAAGAAGCAGAAGAAGCAGAGCAGCCCGGUAUCUCUGGAACGGCCAGAUGCUGCCCUCAAGCGGAAUUCUAGCACAAGCAGCAGCAUCAAGAGGAGUCUUCAGCAUCUAAAGGUCAAGAAGAGCGAUUCACGACGGGGUUCAGCGUACAUCUCUACUGAGCCUACUCCGGUGCCACCAGUUGCUGCUAUGAAUGCAGGCACGAAUACCUCUUUCAUGUCUGCAACCUCGCCUCCUGACUCUGCAAAGUUCUUCACCGAUACCAAGAAACCAAAGCAGGCCUCCUCUGACGGUCGACGACGCUCUCUCCUCCCCAAUCAGCUACGCAGCGGAAGACGGAAUCGAAACGUGUCCGAACAGCAGACCCCUCCACCAACCGAUACUGAAGCACCACAAUCACAGAGAAGUAAUAAUAAUAUUAAUACACAGAACGAACCCGAACAAACGCAGAUCCAGGGCCAUCGACGACGAGCAACGGAGAAACUACCGUCCUUUAAUAGAGUGGCAUGGACACCUGCCUCACCUCCAACGUCUCCUGAAUAUAAUAAUUCCACACAAUCUAGUAAUAGUCACACUUCAGCGCCGCAAAAAUUGCCUGUUUCUUCAGUUUCAGAACCACCACCGACUCCUGGACUACGCAAAACAAAGACCUUGCAGGUCCCUCCCCCUAAUAAUUCACUAGAGCAACUACCUGUUCCUCGCAAUCGAGCCCGCACCCGCUCCAUCAGCAGCAUUGCCAGCAAUGCCAGCAAAUUCAGCCUCCCAGCCUUUGACAGCGCAUCCCUCAAGGCUAUUGCACAGAAGUACCAAAACCGAACGACCUCGCCAACGCCUUCAGGCACAUCCAACCUUCGACCAACUACUACUAUUCCCGACAGCGACCGCCGUCCAUCGGACUGUGGCAGUACCAUGUCCGAGCGACCGAGCGUUCCAUCAUCCCGCCACAACAAGUCCCUCCGAACAAUGUCGACCACGAACCUCAGCAUGCUUACAAGUGCACAAGACACGAUUGACGAAGACACCAUGGGCGGGCCCUACCAGAGCAAGUUCUCUAACAGCAGCCUCGGACGAAAAUCCAAGCGCUACUCGACUACCUCGAAGGCAAGCAUCAGCACCGGCCGGUCCAGCAGCACCAGUAGCAACAACAACAGCAACGGUACCAACGCACAUAUUCGAUCCAAGAGCAUCAGAUGGUUCCAGGGUACCAGCGAGAGCAUGUCUAUUGCGGGAAACAAGCUCGGCUCCAUCCUCAAGAAGAAGUCCGUGGCCUUGCCAACGACCUCUUAA